AUACGAAACAGAUCAUAAAAGCUUUCGUAGUCAAGUUUAGAAGUUUACAAUGUUCAGGUUACUCUGUUUCCUAGUUAUCGUCAGUGUGGCAAGUGGUGCUAAUAUUUUCGCAAUAUUUAGUGUGCCAUCAAUAAGCCAUCAACUGGCAUUUCAGCCGAUAUGGCGAGAAUUGUCCUUGCGAGGUCAUAAAGUGACCGUAGUCACUCCUAAUCCUUUGAAAGAUCCGACUUUGACAAAUCUAACAGAGAUCGAUGUUAGUUACGUCUACCGUAGUGUUUCAUUGCAAUUUUUAUUAGACAAUCCUAAUCUUCUACCAGAUCAGUUCAUGAGUAUGUCUGCUGAGAAUUACAUAAAACCUGUAAUUGAAAGUCAGUUGAAUGAUUCAGCUGUAACAAAAAUCCUUAAUGAUAAAAAUUCACAUUUCGACUUGGUGAUAUCCGAAAUGAUUUGUUCUCCGGCUUAUGCUUUUGCAUACAAGUUUAAAGCUCCUUUGGUGGGCAUGUUGUCUUUACCUGACAUGUCCACUGCAUCUAUGGCUGUUGGGAAUCCUCUACAUCCCGUUCUAAAUCCUGACACUAUGCUGGGAUUUGGUAGGAUUCUGACAUUCUGGCAAAGGGUUAUGUCAACAUAUUCGCAGAUCCGCUACGUUUUACGGUACGUGUUUAUUUCCUUAUUUCUUUAGGUUCAUUCGUUUUCAACAUCUUAUUUGGGACAGUUUGACAUUAAUCACUUAAACUCAUUAUUUUAUAGUUCAACAAACUUUGUAUGUAUAUAUGUAACUACCAAGUGCAUUAUCACAUCGCAAACAUUUACCGUUUUCAAUACCUUAGAUUAUUGUAUUUUCGAUAGGUUUAAAUUGACAAUGAAGAAUAUGGAAUUUCUCCUAGCAUUUCUUUAGAAAGUCACGCUCUUUAAGUCGUUUGUUGUGACAUACA
Messenger RNA from Agrilus planipennis (emerald ash borer), 935 nucleotides. RefSeq lists its product as uncharacterized. The record is from RefSeq and is a predicted model, not a curated record. The coding region runs from base 50 to 682 and encodes 210 amino acids. The transcript has a single exon. NCBI's taxonomy places the organism in Eukaryota, Metazoa, Arthropoda, Insecta, Coleoptera, Buprestidae.